This is a messenger RNA of Chrysemys picta bellii (western painted turtle), 2353 nucleotides long. The record is from RefSeq and is a predicted model, not a curated record. NCBI's taxonomy places the organism in Eukaryota, Metazoa, Chordata, Testudines, Emydidae.
UGAAAGGACUAUGGCAUCAGAGCAAACCAAGGAUGAGGGGCCUGUUCCUGAGAAAUCCACUGCAGGCCAGCUGGCCCCACGAGACUCAGACCCAUACAAAGAACUCGACAAUUUGCCUGUGAGCAUAAGUGACCUUUCUAUACAAGAAAAUGAGAGUGAUCCCCUAUCAUUGGAAGCUGCCGAUCAUAGCCAACCAAUAACAAGUGAGAGUACAGGAGAUGCUCAUUCAGGAGGAGCAGAAAGAGAUCCUGGGAUAUUGCCGACCGAUGCAUCACUGCUGGCUGCAGAAAACAAAGGAGAAGAACCUAUGCCCAGAGCAGUAGGACACUCUGGUGCUGUUUCCAGAGAGGCGCAGGCGUGUUCCUCAAAUGAAGAGCUGUAUCAAUCUGAUUCAGAGGGUUCAGACAGUGCGGUGGAAGAAGAGAGAGCCUUGCUGCCUGGGGAAAAUCUGCCAACAGUUUCUCUGCACUUCCAGGUUGAUGUCCAUGCAGAACAGCAACAUGCUACCAAUAAUUGCUCUGAAGGUGAACUGGAAGCGUCACACUUGCAUCAGGCUAGAGGGGAUGGGGAUCUGGAUCUGGAUAGUAAACCCUUGGAGGUGCCACCAAAUGGGGAGAAUGGGAUUGAAAACAGCAGAGUUGCGCAGGACUCAGAUCAGGAAGCUUCAUCCCAGAAGCCCUCUCAGAACAUUGCAGUGCAGACUGACUUCAAGACUGCUGAUCUGGAGGUGAACACAGAUCAAGAUAUUGAAAAGAACUUGGGCAAAAUGAUGUCUGAAAGGGCCUUGUUGAAGGAACGUUACCAGGAAGUGCUAGACAAACAGAGGCAGGUGGAGAAUCAACUCCAGGUGCAGCUCAAGCAGCUCCAGCAACGAAGGGAAGAAGAGAUGAAGAAUCACCAGGAGAUCCUGAAGGCCAUUCAGGAUGUGACGAUCAAACGCGAAGAGACCAAGAAGAAGAUGGAGAAAGAGAAGAAAGAAUUCUUGCAAAAGGAGCAGGAUCUGAAAGCCGAAAUUGAGAAGCUCUGCCAGAAAGGCAGAAGGGAGGUUUGGGAGAUGGAACUAGAUAAGCUGAAGAACCAGCACAAUGAGAUCAAUAGGAACAUCCUGGAGGAAACAGAAAGGGCUUGGAAAGCAGAGAUAUUGUCCUUGGAGAGCCGGAAGGAGCUGCUGGUUCUGAAACUAGAAGAAGCCGAAAAAGAGGCGGAGCUACACCUCACCUACCUCAAGUCAGCGCCACCCACGCUGGAGACCAUACGACCCAAGCAGGAGUGGGAAAUGAGGCUGAACAGGAUACGAAUGACCAAAGAAAGUGUCCGGGACCAGUUCAAUGGUCACAUCCAGCUGGUGAGGAAUGGAGCAAAGCUGAGCAGCCUGCCCUCAGAGACAGAGUUCAUGAUGCCGGCAUUUCAGCCCAAUCCAUCCCUUACCCCCAGGCUCCCGUUCCCCAUUGGGCCGGUCCCAGUUCCCAUGCUCAUGCCUAGUGCUGAUCCUCGGGCGCUCUCCUUCCCGCUCCUGAACCCUGUCAUCUCCAGGCCUAAUCAGCCCUCACCCCCUCUGCCUGCUUCCCAAGGGAGGAACAGCCCUGUAUUGGCAUCUCUUGUCAGCACCCACGGCCCUCACAUGACAUCUGCUGCCUCUAUCCCGCCUCCGCCAGGGCUCGGAGGAGUCAAGGGUGCUCAUGAGUUUCACAGGCCACAGCCGGUCGAUAAGCUGGAAAAGAUCCUGGAGAAGCUCUUGGCUCGAUUUCCCCAGUGUAACAAGGCCCAGCUGACGAACAUACUGCAGCAGAUCAAGACAGCGAGGAGAACCAUGGCAGGGCUGACCAUGGAAGAGCUCAAUCAGCUAGUAGCAGCGAAGCUGGCCGAGCAUCAGGGCGCAGCAGUGGGCGCUCAGCCACUUGGCCGAAUCAGGGCCCCCAUGUUUCCUGCUCCUCUGCCCCAGAUCAGCGCCCCUAUGUUCCUGCCACCGGCUCAGGUGUCUUACCCAGGGACACCGUCACAUGCCCCCGCUACCUGUAAGCUGUGUCUAAUGUGCCAGAAACUCGUGCAGCCCAGCGAGCUCCACCCGAUGGCCUGUUCUCACGUGCUCCACAAGGAGUGCAUCAAAUUCUGGGCCCAAACCAACACAAAUGACACUUGCCCCUUUUGUCCAAGUCCUAAAUGACAGCCACUCAAACAACGCAUCUGUGUUGGAGACGUCGCUGUGAAUAGGCAGGAUCGGUUCUGAGAUUUCUACAGUUCUAUAUUUAUACAACCAUGUAUACACAUGUACAUUUUUAUUAUAUAGGUAAUGUGUGUAUAGAAAGUCUGUAUACAUACGAAUUCAUAAAUAAAAGUAUGUAUAUUAUGCAUA